AUGUCUACAGAGGAAGGAAAGACAGCACAGGUUUCUGCUAGUAGUGCAGAUGGCUCGGACGAAGAGUGGCAGAAGAGUGGGCAAUAUAAAACAGAAGGUACAUUUGAGGCUAGGGAGGGUCAUCACUUCUACCGGCCCAUUGACAGUUAUGAGGGCCUUCAUCGUUGGGAUCCGAAUUUCCAAUGGACGGAACAGGAAGAGAAGAAAAUUGUCAGGAAGAUUGAUGCUCGUGUCUGCACUUUUGCCUGCGUGACCUUCUUUGCAUUGCAGCUGGACCGAGGAAACAUCGGCCAGGCACUAGCAAGUACCCUUCUGAAAGAUCUCAAGAUGACGAGCAAUGAUUACAACUUGGGUCAGACAAUCUUUCUGGUCUGCUUCUUGCUAGCUGAGAUGCCUUCGCAGUUACUCUCCAAGAGAGUCGGCCCAGACCGUUGGAUUCCUAUUCAAAUUGUUGCUUGGAGUUUAAUCGCGGCUUGUCAGGCCUUUUUGACAGGGCGUGGCUCAUAUUUGGCCUGUCGUGCUCUGCUGGGAUUCUUAGAAGGCGGCUUUAUUCCUGAUACCAUUCUUUUCUUGUCUUUCUUCUACAAAUCUAACGAGCUGCCGAGAAGACUGACCUGUUUCUGGAUUUCUUACACGAUUGCUGGAAUUAUUGGUUCAUUCCUAGCCUUUGGCUUCCUACACAUCACUAAUGCCAGCGGCAGUGGUGCGUGGAGAUAUCUAUUUGCGUACGAAGGUCUCAUAACCGGUGUCAUUGGAAUCAUCGCGUAUUUCUGGAUGCCAGCAUCCCCGGUGCAAACCAAGGGAGGAUUACGCGGAAAGGACGGAUGGUUCACGGAGCAUGAAGAGAAGAUCAUCGUGAACCGCGUUAUUCGGGACGAUCCUAGCAAGGGCAGUAUGCACAACCGACAAGCCGUCACCCCACGACGGUUUUGGGAGUCACUCAAGGAUUACCAUAUGUGGCCGAUUUAUGCUCUUGGUUUAGUUUGGAUGAUACCCACCACUCCGGCGGCAGGUUAUCUCACCCUGCAACUACGAUCCCAGGGGUUCACAACAUUCCAGACCAAUUUGUUGGUGAUUCCAUCAGCUGUCAUUGCGAUUAUUACCAUGAUAGCUAUUACCUGGGUUGCAGAGCGUACAAACCAGCGCCUGCUAUGGGGCGUGGGGGUGGAAGUAUGGAAUCUAGUCCUGCUUAUUGCACUAGAGUUACUUCCCGAGAGAAGCAUGCCCUGGCCCCGUUGGGCGAUACUUACGCUCCUUGUUGGUGGGCCGAGUAUUCAUCCUGUUGUGGUCGCGUUGACUUCACGAAAUGCCGGAUCUGUGCGGACUCGCACUGUUGCUUCUGCAUUGUAUAACAUGUCUGUACAACUCAGCGGCAUUGCUGGUGCUAAUGUGUACCAAGCAAAAGAUGCGCCAUACUACAGGAAGGGAAACAAAGUUCUUAUUGCACUGGCUGUCGUCAGUGGGUUCCUUUUUAUUGCCGCCAAGUUCUACUACGAUUGGUGGAAUAAAAAAAACUCUGCAAAGUGGAAUGCUAUGACAAGCGAGCAAAGAGAGUAUUACUUGCGUGAAAACCCCGUAUUGACAAACAAGAGACUUGACUUCCGGUUUGCUCGUUAG
Penicillium expansum is the source of this 1617-nucleotide messenger RNA. RefSeq names its product Major facilitator superfamily domain, general substrate transporter. The transcript has 6 exons. Bases 1 to 1617 code for a protein of 538 amino acids. The record is from RefSeq and is a predicted model, not a curated record. Gene Ontology annotation, cellular component: membrane. Gene Ontology annotation, molecular function: sulfate transmembrane transporter activity. NCBI's taxonomy places the organism in Eukaryota, Fungi, Ascomycota, Eurotiomycetes, Eurotiales, Aspergillaceae. Gene Ontology annotation, biological process: transmembrane transport.